This is a messenger RNA of Oncorhynchus nerka (sockeye salmon), 2322 nucleotides long. RefSeq names its product retinol dehydrogenase 8. The record is from RefSeq and is a predicted model, not a curated record. Gene Ontology annotation, cellular component: cytoplasm; cytosol. Gene Ontology annotation, biological process: estrogen biosynthetic process. Lineage: Eukaryota; Metazoa; Chordata; Actinopteri; Salmoniformes; Salmonidae. The coding region runs from base 246 to 1172 and encodes 308 amino acids. The transcript is spliced from 7 exons. Gene Ontology annotation, molecular function: estradiol 17-beta-dehydrogenase [NAD(P)+] activity.
GCUCGGUCGUCGUUAUGUGACUGCUCACUUUGCUUUAGCGUUGGUUAGAAUAACCUACAUGUUUACACGUUGCUCUAAAUUGUCAAUCUUUACUUAUAUAUAUAUCUGUAUUAGAUUACACAUAUACGUGGGAUAUAUACCUGCACCGUAGCAACUGCGCACUAUUUCCCACACUACAGGACUCUGGGAGAGUUGCAGAGAACCCAGCUUCAAUCAGGAGCAACUGUAGCUGCCGUGAGGUAUCCAUGGGGACCAGGAGGGUGUUGGUGACAGGCUGUUCCUCUGGGAUCGGGAUGGCUGUGGCUGUAAGACUGGCCAAGGAGAAGGGAUUCAAAGUGGUUGCCACCAUGAGGGACCUAGAGAAGCGGGGACCCCUGGAGAGAGUGGCUGGGGACACCCUGGACAGAUCCCUGGAGAUCAGACAGUUGGAUGCCUGCUGUGAAGACUCCAUCAGAGAGUGUGUGGACAGCCUGCAAGACAGACAGGUGGAUGUACUCGUGAGUAAUGCAGGUGUAGGGAUGAUUGGGCCGUUGGAGUGUCAAAGUAUGUCUGACAUGCAGGGGCUCUUCGACACCAACUUCUUUGGCUUGGUGCGGCUGGUGAAGGAGGUCCUGCCUGAUAUGAAGCGACGUCGAAGCGGACAUAUUGUGGUGAUGAGCAGCAUCAUGGGCAUUCAGGGGCUACUCUUCAAUGAUGUCUACUCUGCUUCAAAGUUUGCUGUGGAGGGGUUCUGUGAGAGUCUAGCAGUACAAGCCAUGAAGUUCAGUGUGAAAAUGACACUAGUGGAGCCUGGUCCGGUGGGGACAGAGUUUGAGAGGAAGGUGUACGAGGACGCUGAGAAGAUGGACCUCGCGGGGGUAGACGAGGAGACUGCUAGGAUCUUCCGUGAGAUCUACCUGCCCUACUCUAGGAAGGUGUUCAACUCUCUCGCACAGACACCCGAGGAAAUAGCAGAGCAAACACUUCAACUGAUCACAGCGAAGGAGCCUCCGUUUCGCCACCAGACCAACCGUGUGUACAUGCCCAUGACUGCCCUGAAGCACGCAGACCCUACCGGUCGUCUACCCCUGGACACCUUUUAUAAGCUGUUGUUCAAGCACGACAGUCUAUUCACUGCCAGUCUGGGGCUGCUGCGCAUGUUGCAGAAGAGGGCAGGGAAGAGCUCCAAAUGAGCAGAAGGUUGGAGAGACAGAGUGAAUAACCUAGUGAGGAGAGAUAGGGGGAUAGAGAGACUAGAAGGUUGGAGAGACAGAGUGAAUAACCUGGUGAGGAGAGAUAUGGGGAUAGAGAGAGCAGAAGGUUGGAGAGACAGAGUGAAUAACCUGGUGAGGAGAGAUAUGGGGAUAGAGAGAGUAGAAGGUUGGAGAGACAGAGUGAAUAACCUGGUGAGGAGAGAUAGGGGGAUAGAGAGAGCAGAAGGUUGGAGAGACAGAGUGAAUAACCUGGUGAGGAGAGAUAUGGGGAUAGAGAGAGUAGAAGGUUGGAGAGACAGAGUGAAUAACCUGGUGAGGAGAGAUAGGGGGAUAGAGAGAGCAGAAGGUUGGAGAGACAGAGUGAAUAACCUGGUGAGGAGAGAUAUGGGGAUAGAGAGAGUAGAAGGUUGGAGAGACAGAGUGAAUAACCUGGUGAGGAGAGAUAUGGGGAUAGAGAGAGCAAAGGUUGGAGAGACAGAGUGAAUAACCUGGUGAGGAGAGAUAUGGGGAUAGAGAGAGCAAAGGUUGAAGAGACAGAGUGAUUAACCUAGUGAGCAGAGAUAUGGGGAUAGAGAGAGCAGAAGGUUGGAGAGACAGAGUGAAUAACCUAGUGAGGAGAGAUAGGGGGAUAGAGAGAGCAGAAGGUUGGAGAGACAGAGUGAAUAACCUGGUGAGGAGAGAUAUGGGGACAGAGAGCAGAAGGAGUGAGUCAUUGAGUGACUCCAGUCUGCAGUGCAAGCCCCCUUUUCUUUUCUGCUAGUCAUGUUUGUGUAUAGAAACAACAAAAGAUUACUGUUGAGACCUUCCUGAUAGAUCCUUAGUAAAAGAUGCACGCCUCAGACCAACACGAUUCCUUAUGAACAUUCUCUAACCACUCCUUAAACUAUCAAUGACUGUGCUCAACAAAGAUGAGACUUUGACAAGUUAAGGACUGAUGUUUGUUGGCCUCUAAUCAAACCGGAUAACCUAGCCGUACGGACUAAGGGUUCAAUGUGUCUCAGAAAUCUGGACUCCUUCAACUGUUCCUUCAGCUUUUAGAGGAUAUUAGUGCGUUACAACUGUAUUUUAACAGUAUAAUGAAGGUUUACGUUAAGACUGGCAACACUUCAAUAAAACGAGACAAAGCUUU